Pseudomyrmex gracilis is the source of this 978-nucleotide messenger RNA. RefSeq names its product protein cornichon (gene cni). The transcript is spliced from 4 exons. Bases 27 to 458 code for a protein of 143 amino acids. Gene Ontology annotation, cellular component: COPII-coated ER to Golgi transport vesicle; endoplasmic reticulum membrane. Gene Ontology annotation, biological process: endoplasmic reticulum to Golgi vesicle-mediated transport. NCBI's taxonomy places the organism in Eukaryota, Metazoa, Arthropoda, Insecta, Hymenoptera, Formicidae. The record is from RefSeq and is a predicted model, not a curated record.
UCGUCGUCGGUUUUUCAGCUACUAGAAUGGCGUUCAGUUUCGCCGCUUUUUCUUACAUCGUUGCGCUGAUCGGCGACGUGUUUUUAAUAUUUUUUGCGAUAUUUCACGUGAUCACAUUCGAUGAGCUGAAAACCGGAUACAAGAAUCCAAUCGAUCAGUGUAACAACUUGAAUCCGCUGGUGUUACCAGAGUACAUACUGCACAUCGUGAUCAACGUUUUGUUUCUAUUCAGCGAGCAGUACUUCUCGCUGUUCAUCAACAUUCCGUUGAUAGCUUAUCAUGUGUGGAGAUACAUGCACAGGCCUCUGAUGACAGAAUCGGGCCUUUACGAUCCGACAAGUAUAAUGAACGCUUACGAUCUGUCCAUGUAUCAAAGAGAAGGAUGGAUUAAGUUAGCGUUUUAUCUCCUUACCUUUUUCUACUAUUUAUACGGAAUGAUCAGGUCACUGAUCCAUUAGAACAGAAACGCUCCCGAAGUCUGCGGAAUGAAUCCCAAGGUUUGAAGAGUGUUCUAGUGUUUGUUUUUUCUCUUUUUUUUUUUUUUUCCCCUAUAACUGUGCGCCCUCAAUUUAGUGCGCGCGUAAGUCGCGGCAACAAUUUAUUGCUACGAGAAACAAGCAACGACAGUUCAAACUAACUUGUAAUGUAUCGUGUGGUGAGGAAAUCCUUUAAAUGGUAUCAAGGUAUGCAGCUGCACGACGAGAUACAUCCAGAUAUUUGUCACACAUAAGGAUAUACAAAUAACAUAUUAUUUAUAAGACUAAAAAUAAAAGUUGAAGGUGGUUUGCUCCGUUUUUUUCACAAAAACAUUUAUUGUUACUUUUUGUCGGACGAAUGCGCAAAACAAGCAUAUCUUGGAAACGCAAUAUAAAUUGCUUUCUUUAAUAGAAGAAAAAAAAAAAAAUUUAUAGAAUCUGUAAUUUUUAAAAGAUAAGUUCAAAUGUAGGAGUUCCAUUAAAUGUGUCGUUUUGAUAUGUU